Molecule: messenger RNA, 1111 nt
Organism: Ascoidea rubescens DSM 1968
Lineage: Eukaryota; Fungi; Ascomycota; Saccharomycetes; Ascoideales; Ascoideaceae
Exons: 1
Coding region: 355-819 (154 amino acids)
Source: RefSeq, a predicted model, not a curated record
UUUCUUUUAACUGGUACAAUUGACUAUUUCUGAUAUUUCAGCUGAUUUUAAAGUUAAUUAAGGUUUAAGAAAUAGUUUUAAAGAUUCCACGAUAUUUGAUAUCAAAAUUUUAUUUCUGAACUAAAGGAAUAUAAGUAUUUGACAUUUUCUGCCUUUUUUUCUCCUUAAAUAACUCAUUUUUUCAUUUUCUCAGCUUUUAUUUUUUUAUAAUUUUUGUUCAUCCUUUAUCCCUCAUCUAUUCUUUGUGCUAACAUAACUCAAAAACACUACCACUGCUAUUAUAAAGGAGCCUAUUGGUAAUUUUAUAUAUAUCUAUAUCCUUUCUCGUUUUGUUAAUUGAUAAAUUGAUAUAGAAUGGGGCUUCUCAAUUUAAGAAUAAAAACCAAAAGAAGGAGUGUAUUAGAUAGCAAUACUUCGUCAUCUAAUGCUACUACAAUCUCUGAAAGUACACUUUCCUCCAUUGAUUCUUAUAAGCAAAAACAAGUCUUGGAUCUUACAGAUGAAAAGUUUGAUGGGAAAUUGGCAAUGGUGGAUGGUCAAAUAUACAGAAUGAGAGCUAAACCAAGUGCAAGAACUGAAAUGAAAAAAAACAAAUAUCCUGACAAAGCAACCUUUCCAAUCACAAGAAGUAAAACCAAAAAAUUAAUUAAAGAAGGCAUUAUCGAUUGGAGAUGUUGUCGAUGUGAUGUUGAUAAUAAAUUUGAAAUGAGUGAUGAUAUCGACAAAGAAGAUUUGUCAAGACCAUUUUUCCAAUGGUGUGACAGUUUUUGUAUCUCAUGUUUUCAUAACUUUUGCGAGGAUUGUAUUGAGAGAAGAUAAACACAAGUGAAAUAUAUUAUUGAAAUAAAAUAAAACUACAACUACAAAUAUUAACAAGAUUAAACAUUUUUGAUAAUAAUAAUAAUAAUGAACAGUCUUUAUCGGCCCAAUAUUGAAUUCUUACUUUCUUCUCUCACAAUCCAUUUAUUCUAUUUGUUUUUUCUAUUCUUGGUUAUUCUUCCUUGGUGAUGCUGUUUAUAUCUAUUUAAUGUCUUAUAUUUCUGCUUUUUUAUUUUUAUUUUUUUUCUUUCUUCAAUUCAUUCCGGUUUAUUAUUUUUUAUUCUAUACUUGC